Molecule: messenger RNA, 841 nt
Organism: Galendromus occidentalis (western predatory mite)
Lineage: Eukaryota; Metazoa; Arthropoda; Arachnida; Mesostigmata; Phytoseiidae
Exons: 4
Coding region: 1-690 (229 amino acids)
Source: RefSeq, a predicted model, not a curated record
AUGGACCGGCAGUGUGCCUUAAUUCUCAUGUAUGGAAUAUAUUUUUUCUACGUGAUGGCCUGUUUCGGGGCGAUAUCGACAUUCGCAGGCCUCAUGCUCCGGGUGUCGAAUAAGCAGCCGGGCUCCUACGACAAGGGAAAAAUCAUCUCAGGCAUCGGUAUCGGUACAUGCUGCACAUGUUUCCUGAUAGCGUUCUACUGCCGUUCGGUGAAAUUGGACGAUAAAAUAUUCGAGAGUAUCAAAGAAACGGCGCCGAUCGUCGAAAUCGAUGACCUCAUUCUACAGAGGGUCGGCUCUGCGUACUACUACAAUCCACAGCCCUCGGUUGAGAGGCGUCCGACAAUCUCGUCCACGAGUCAAAAAUGCAGCUGGUGGCAGAUGCGGCACGGCGAUGCAGAUGAAAUUUCAAUUUAUUCUGCCGGUGGAGGGACCCGACCAGGCUCAGCGGCGUCUUCGAUAAUCGGUCAGGGCUCACACGCCUACCAUCCCCAUAUUAUCAUUCCAAGAGGCUUUCAUCACGCGGAAUACAUUCCUGCGUCGGAUAUGGGCUCAUCGAAUCAUUCGAGUCCGCUCCACUGUCCAUCGUCCGGACCGCAGACCCCGUUAUCGUUCACUUCGAUAGACAUCCCAGAAGAACCCGGAGAAGUAGAUUUGGAGCGGCCUUCGACCAGCAGGCUAUCAGUGGGCUAGUCUGCAAUAGUCUGACCCGUCGGAUUCAAACCCGCUCGACCCCAUGUGGAACACAUAAUCCGUCGGUGACGGACGCGCCUCGCUCUCUGCUUGUCAAAGGAUAGAAAUCAAUGAGCCCAGAGACCACCCUUUGCUUCCACCGAUGCUGACG